UCUCACACCCCCUUGUCAGAAACGCCUGACUUUGUGUCUCCUGGCUGAAAAAGGCACGGCUUUAUUUUUUUUCUUUCAACCCCCCCCUGAGAAACGACACGACGGGCCUCGUCAUCGACAGCCUUCCGAUUGCGUCUCUGGGUCAGGCAGCAAUGGAUACGCCGCCAAAGGAUCUCCAACCGAAACCCAAAGCCACGCUUUGUUGACGCAUCCCUUCCGUCACAUCGCGACUUAAAUUCAAACUACAAGGCCAAUUCUGUGCCAUUAUCCCCCACAACAACCCCGCGACCGUUCUACGAAAACUUAUCUGCUCGGCCAACCCAACAACACCCAAAAUGGCACGGAUACAGAUCCCGAUAGACGUGCUGACGUCGCGCCUCAAUCUUGGGGACCGCUUCGCUAGCAUACGCUCCGGAUCGCUCGCCAGCCGCUUUUCGAACCUGCGGCCCCUCUCCGAGUUCUUCGACGUGAAGCGCGUCAACAAGCCGGCCAACUUCGCCGAGAUGCAGUCGCGUGUCAACUACAACCUCGGCUACUACUCAAGCAACUAUGCCGUCGUCUUCUCCAUGCUCUGCAUUUACGGCCUGCUCACAAAUUUCUGGCUGCUUUUCGACAUCAUAUUUGUCGUCGUUGGCAUGUUUGUCAUCGGCAAGCUCGAGGGUCGCGACCUCGAGCUCGGCGAGCAGCGUUUCUCAACGGUGCAGCUGUACACGGGUCUCUACGUCAUCGCCAUUCCGAUCGCCCUGAUCUCGGGCGUCUUUGGCACGAUGAUGUGGCUGAUCGGCGCGAGCGGUGUGGUCAUUCUCGGCCACGCUGCGCUUUUGGACAAGCCCAUCGAUGAGGCUUUUUCCGGGGAGGCGGUCUAGGUGGUCGGCCGCGAGCUCCCAAACCUGCGCCCCAAUGGGGAAGACCAUCAAGGCGCGAGAGGAGGACACAGGAAGCGCGCAACGGGGA
Molecule: messenger RNA, 954 nt
Organism: Chaetomium fimeti
Lineage: Eukaryota; Fungi; Ascomycota; Sordariomycetes; Sordariales; Chaetomiaceae
Product: PRA1 family protein-domain-containing protein
Exons: 3
Coding region: 336-866 (176 amino acids)
Cellular component (GO): Golgi apparatus
Source: RefSeq, a predicted model, not a curated record